AUGUCAUAACAAUUUUAUAACAAAUACAAGCAUUUAUUUGAUGAUGAGAUGUUUGAUAAGAUGAAGCAUGGAUAUGAUAUGUAAAUGGCACCUCCUCAAUAAUAAAUUCCCUAGUUUAAAUUCUAAUAGCAACAACCUAAAAUUCAACAACAUUAAUCUCCCAUUUUGCAGGAAUCACCAUUUAAAAUUAGUCAGCCUUAAUCUCAAUACACACAACCUUAGGUCCAAUCUUUUUAAGCUUCCUCCUAAGAGAGAUCAACACAAAGCAGAAAGAAUUUUAACGAUGAAAGAAUAAGAAAAUAAGUUAUGCAAGACAACAUUUUCAAAUAACCAACAACAGAAUAACGAUAGGCAGAUAGAAUCUACCAAUUAAACCAACCGCAUUAAGUUUAACACCAAGAAUAACCACCCCAGGAGAGGAAAUAAUAGCAAUAAACUUACAAUGUGUUCUAAGAUUAAGACAUAUUAGAUGAUUAUGCUCCUAAGAGGUAGAGAUAACAGGUUUAGACUACUAAUGACAACUCAUAACUAAAUAAUGUUCAUAAAGUAUAUCUUUAGAGAUUAAAUGAUCUUGAAUUUAUAAGAAAAAAAUACCUUGAUCCAAAACAAUUGGUUAGAGACAUUGAUCAAAACAAUCCUUAUAAGGCUGCGUUGAUGUAGCGCAUUUUGGCAUAGAUGAAUGGAAAUUAAAGAAAGAGUAAAUUGAAAGAAGCCUUAAGAAAUUGA
Paramecium tetraurelia is the source of this 726-nucleotide messenger RNA. RefSeq lists its product as uncharacterized. The record is from RefSeq and is a predicted model, not a curated record. The transcript is spliced from 2 exons. Lineage: Eukaryota; Ciliophora; Oligohymenophorea; Peniculida; Parameciidae.